Messenger RNA from Diprion similis, 1537 nucleotides. RefSeq lists its product as uncharacterized. Gene Ontology annotation, biological process: heme export; transmembrane transport. The transcript has 6 exons. Gene Ontology annotation, cellular component: membrane. Gene Ontology annotation, molecular function: heme transmembrane transporter activity; heme binding. NCBI's taxonomy places the organism in Eukaryota, Metazoa, Arthropoda, Insecta, Hymenoptera, Diprionidae. The record is from RefSeq and is a predicted model, not a curated record. Bases 6 to 1490 code for a protein of 494 amino acids.
AGAAGAUGGUGUCAAUGGAUGACGAGCACACUGCCAGAGAGUUGUUGACAGCACGUAAUCCUAGUAAAAUAACGCCGAUCGUGAAGUGCGAGAAACGCUUGUUGGCUGAAAAAGACGUGGAGAAAACAACAAGGGAAGCCGAGGAAACGGCUACAGGAGCAACAACAAAGCUUAAAGUGUACAAGAGACGUUGGUUCCAAUUAGGACUAUUCUUCUUCUACGCCUUAUCGAACGACCCGCAUUGGACGCAGUUUGCAUGCAUCGGCAACACCAUAUCCCGGUACUACGGGGUCUCCUCAGCAACAGUUUCCUGGACCUCGUCGAUCCUUCAGGUGAUCUACAUCAUCAUCAUCAUGCCAGUUUGCUGUGCGAUGGAUCGCGUUGGUCUACGAUGGGCCUGUCUGAUCGGUUCAAUCGGGAUUUCGACCGGCUCUUGGAUCAUAUUUUGGUCUCUGUCACCGGACCGGUUCGCUAUGGCUAUCCUUGGUCAGUUCGUCAUCACCUUUUCACAAGCCUUCAGCCUAACUGGGCCGGUUAAAUUGGUUGCUCUUUGGUUCGGUCCAAAUCAAGUAGCCACUGCAACGUCAGUUGCAUUCUUCGGCGGGCCAUUGGGUAUUGGUCUUUCCUUUUUCGUCACACGAAUGAUCCUGAGGAACCACGACGACGUCGAAGACAUUGGCAGGGACUUGUCGCCUCUCUUCUUGGGCGCAGCAGCCUUUUCCACUGUGGUCACAAUUGCUCUGUUUCUUUUUUUUCAGGACGAACCACACCUACCGCCAAGCAGAGCUACUGCUCUUCAAAUAAUUCACGGCAAAGUCGAUGAUACAAGAUUCUGGUCAACGGUGCGAAGAGUCAUAACCAACAAAAGUUUCUUCGCUAUUUGGAACACCUAUGGCAUGGGUUACGGGUUGUUUAGCACCAUGUGUUACAUGCUAAACCCGUAUUUUCUGGCUCAUUUUGAGAACGGGGAAGAAGACGUUGGAAGGCUUGGGAUUCUGAUUGUAAUCGCGGGAUACUUUUGUUCUCUCGCCUUUGGGAUAAUCUUGGACAAGACGAAGAAGUUCAAAGAACUCGGUGUCUUAAUCUACAUCUUUCUUCUUGUUGGAGAAAUCCUGUUUGCUGUUGGACUGAAAAUGGAAAUCAGAUGGCUGAUGUUAACAGGUUUUAUAAUUUUCGGUUUGUUUGCGGCCAGUUAUGGGAGUCUAGGUUUCGAAUUGGUUGGCGAAGUUACUUAUCCUGAAUUGGAAGACGCGUAUGCGGGGCUUUUAAUUUUUGGGAAUCAGCUUUACGGUGGGAUAUUUUCAGUGAUAAUUCAAAGAUUGUUGCAAAACAACGGAGACAUAGCGGUACAUGGAUUUGCCAUCGCCAUUCUAUCGUUGGGCUUGGUAACGUCUGGACUUACUGACAUCGAGCUCAAGCGUCAAAAUGUUGAAAAACAGCCCAACGAAAGGUGUAAUGUAGAUACUCCGUUGAAACCAGUCAAGUCCUGAUACAUCCGGAGACAAAAAGUAAUUUACGGUACUAUGAUAAUGUUAUA